CGCAGUUGUGGGCGUCGUCCGCUUUGCCUCGACGAUAUGCCAUUGCGCAUCCACCAUGACGACGGCCGCUGCCCUCCACGUCUUGUCAUCGCCCGCGCUGCUUGGUGAGAUUACGGGCUUUAGCCCUGGCCGGCGACUCAAUGACUGGACGGACGGCAACAAGGCGGUGGCGCUCGGCUAUGUCUACCUCUGCGAGCACCAGCCGCGCCUGGUCUUUUCCAAGCGCGCCGUCGACAUGGCCGUCCGGAAUGGCCAUCUGCCCAUGCUUCGCUGGCUGCAGACGCAUCGCAAGGGCGAGAUUUCGUUCAUGACGUGGGACUUUGCGGCCAAAGGCGGGUUCACCGAUAUUUUGCGCUUCCUCGUCGCCCAUCACUCGCCGCAUGGCUCGACGAACGCACUCGACUGGGCUGCGGCGUACGGACACCUCGAGACGGCGCGGUAUCUUCUCGUCGAGGCCAAGCUGGGACACGGGACGACGUAUGGCAUGAACCAAGCGGCCAAAGAAGGGCACUUGGAGAUGGUGCAACUGCUCCACGCGCACAGCAACGCCGGGUGCACGUACCAUGCGAUGGACGAAGCGGCCAAGCACGGCCAUUUGGAGGUUGUCUGCUUCUUGCACCACCAUCGCACCGAAGGCUGCUCGGUCGCCGCCAUGGACCACGCGGCGACUAACGGUCAUUAUGAGAUCGUGGUCUUUCUGCACACCCACCGGUCGGAAGGGUGCUCGGCCAAAGCGCUGAUUGGUGCGUCAACCAACGGCCACUUGGCCAUUGUACAGUAUCUCGAAGCGAUGACGGCAUGGCCGUAUGACAUUGCGCUCCUCGAUGGCGCCUCGACGAACGGACACCUCGCUAUGCAUGGCUAUUUGAACGUUGUGCGCUGGCUCCAUGCGCAUCGGGACGAAGGCUGCUCGACGGACGCGAUGGACCUGGCCGCGACGCACGGGCAUCUCUCCGUGGUCGACUUUCUCCACGCUUACCGUGGCGAAGGCUGCACCGUCCACGCCAUGAACGGCGCCGCGAGCAACGGGCAUUUGGCGAUUGUUCAGUGGUUGCAUGCGCAUCGGCACGAAGGCGCCACCGAGCGCGCCAUCGACGGCGCCGCCGCCAACGGCCAUUUGGACGUUGUUCAAUGGCUGCACACCCACCGGAACGAAGGCUGCACGACGUGGGCCAUGGACUGGGCCGCGUCCAAAGGGCGGCUUGAUAUUGUGCGUUUUUUGCACACACAUCGCAGCGAAGGGUGCACGCAAAACGCCCUCGAGUGGGCCCAGCAGCACCACCAUAACGACAUGGCAGCAUGGCUGGUCGCGCACGGCUACGACCACGUGCCGCAGUGA
This is a messenger RNA of Saprolegnia parasitica CBS 223.65, 1339 nucleotides long. RefSeq lists its product as hypothetical. Gene Ontology annotation, molecular function: protein binding. NCBI's taxonomy places the organism in Eukaryota, Oomycota, Saprolegniomycetes, Saprolegniales, Saprolegniaceae. The transcript has 9 exons. Bases 56 to 1339 code for a protein of 427 amino acids. The record is from RefSeq and is a predicted model, not a curated record.